CGGUGGCAGUUAGUAUUUCCCAGCCAACGGUGCCUCACAGGUGUGCAAAGCGUCCGCAGUGCGAGUGCAAGCCUUGGUUUUGUACCUCUAUAUAUCUUAAAUAUAACCACAAAGCCUGGAUAUCGAAUUGGAUUAAACACCGCCCACGCAACCAGAAACAAAAAAAAGAGCCCGCGAAACGGAUUAUCGAAUGUGAUUUAGUGCCGAGUGACAUUUAGUGAGCGCAACCGAAGAAUCAGUGUGUGAAAAUGUGGAGAUACGCGUGCCUGCUGCUCGUUCUGACGGCCACCUGCAGUGCAGGACCCCUGACCGCCCACCAGAAAAGAAAACCCGCAGUGCCUCGGGAGGAACCCAUGCCAGCCGAGGUGGAAAUGCCGGAGCAGACCGAAACGGAGGCUGAAUCCUCUCCAGCCGAAGCCACUCCCCUGGGAACCCUGACCCUGCCCAGCAACGCCACCUCCAUUCGGUCGGACAUCACGGACAACUUCUCGUGUGCCAACAAGACCUACGGCUACUACGCGGAUGUGGAGAACGACUGCCAGAUCUUCCACGUUUGCCUGCCAGUCACCUACGCCGACGGGCGGGAGAACACCUUCCGCUGGAGCUUCAUCUGCCCCGAGGAGACUAUCUUCAGCCAGGAAUCCUUCACCUGCAUGCGUCGCGAGGACAUGACCAUCGAGUGCGCGGACAGCUCGAGGUACUACGAACUGAAUGGCAACUUCGGAGGUCCUGCGGAGGAGGAGAGCAAGCCCACUCCCGUGGAGAGCGAGCAGCCCGAUAAGGAGGAGCAGGAGCAGGAGGAGGAGUCGGAGGAUGCCAAGCCAGUUGAGAUGGAGCCGGAGGUUCCUGCUCCAGCUGAAGAGCCCGCCAAGCCCGUGAAGCCAGUCAAGGUGCAAAAGCCCAAACCCAAUCGCAGGAAGCCGCAGCCGCAGAGGAAGGUCCCUGUUCCGGUGACAGCCGCUCCCGUGGUGGAGGAACCUGUUGCCAACGUCGAGGUGGAGUCCAAGCCCAUCAAGCCCCAGCGGUUCACCAUCCGACCCCACAAGGAAAGGCCCCAGGCGAUAAAGCCAGCCAUUGCUGCUCCGCCCAUGCGGAAUGAGCUCUUCAACGGAAUUCGCAAGCGUCCGGCGAUUUUCAAUAAGCCAACAACCGUGAAACCCGUGGAGGAAGUGGUCGAGAGUGAGCCAGCUGUCACUGAACCCGUCGUCCAGCUCAACGAACCUCAGCCCACUUUGAAGCUGCAAACACUGUUCGCCGAUCCGCAGUUGAUCCCCGUGGAAGUCCAGGAGCCCCAGAUAAUUCCGGUUAAAAUCCAGGAACCUGAAAUGAUUCCCGUGAAAAUCCAGGAACCUGAAAUGACUUCCGUGAAAAUCCAGGAACCAGAGGCUCAGGCUUCCGAGCCAGCAGUCACCUUUGUCCAGCCAGAGCCAGUUGCCGAGGAAGAGGUUCCAUCAAAGGUUGAGAUCGACACGAGGAUCGAGGAUGUAAAGCCCAUAGAAGCCUUCGAGGAGAUUCCCGCUGUCAUAGUCGAAAGUCUGGAUGAAUCUAAGCCUCAGGAAAGCCAGAGCAUAGUUGAAAACCAGGAGGAAACCAAGACAACUGCGGAGGUGAAGCCAGAGGAAGAGGUUAAGGCUGAAGAGGAGAUCAAGACAGAGGAAGAAGUCAAGCCAGAGGAAGAAGCAACUAAGGCGGAGGAGGAAGUUAAGCCCCAGGAAGAAGUCCCAGCAGAAGAGGAGCCAGAAGUGCCAGCCAAGGUGGAGGAAGUCCAUGAAGAACAUCACGAGGAAGUCAAGGCGGAGCCAGCUAUCUCGGAACCCAGCAGCUCCCACGAAGAACCCCUCAAUCUCGAGGAAAUGGAGGCAGCCAAGCCAGCCGACGCACCCGAGAGCAUGCCAGCCACUCCCGAAAUGGAGCAGCACAGUUCGCUGGUGGAGGAGAUCCUGGAGAACAGCCACGAGGGAGAGGCCCAGGAAUCGCUGGGAGGCUUCAAGCCAGUCGACCCCGUGAUGGCCGCCGAGGCGGAGCAGCUGAUCACCGACUUCCUGAACACCCUGAAGAAGAGCGAAGAGAAACCAGAGACUGAAGUGGCAAAGAGUGAAAGCCCAGAUGUGUCCAUCGAGGAGGCCAAGCUGCCGGAGCCCGAAAUCGUGGACAAGAACGCCUCCGUUGAGGAGCAGCUGCUGGAGGAAUCGGAGGUUCAGAAGGCGCAGAAGCCCCAGAUUAUGAAGGACUCUCCCAUCAUCAACAUCAUGCAGCUGCAGCACAUGCCAAUCGAUUAUCAGAUUCCAGUUCAGGUGAUUCCCGUUGAGGUUCAGCCUGAUUCACCGAUCUCUCAGGGAUCUGAGGAUCCCAAGGAAGGUACUCAGGAAGAAGUAAAGGAAACUGUUCAGGAGGAAAUUGCUCAGGAGGCGGUGAAGGAAGCCGUUCCUGAGGAAAUCAAAGAGGAAGCCAGCGAGCAACUCCAGCAGGAAACUCCCGCCGAAGAAGUUUCUCCUGAGGAAGCCAAGGAAAGUAUUCCUGAGGAAAUCAAGGAAGACGGUCCAGAAUCCCAAGCUGAAGAAGUGGUUAAGCCAGAGGAAACCCACCAGAACGAUGACGCCCAGGAGAAUGUGGUGACCUCCGCCUACAUGCCAUCCAUCAGCAUCGACGACAUCGUGGAGCUGGUGAAGGAGCGACUGGACCAGACGCCCAAAAAGGAACAGAUGGCUCCCAUGGAGCUGAUCCUCACACCCGGAGCUGCUGAGCCCAUGACCCUGGUGCACAGCAAUCCGGAGAAGGAGGAGAAAGAGGAGCAAGCGGAGCAAGCGGAGCAGGAAUCCCAGCCGGCGGAGAAGGAGGAGGGGGAGGAGCUCAUCCUGCCCAUCUACAAGCGGAUAUCCCCAGCCGAACCCGCCAUGACCAAGGUGCAGACGCUGCCCGUUACGGUGAGCAAGGUGGAAACGGAAGCGGAAACGGAAGCGGAAACGGAAGCGGAAAAGGAGGCUCUUCCGGAAACGGAGUCGCAACCGGAAGUGCGGGAGCCCAAGAUGGACGCCCGCAAGCGGCGCUUCCUCUUCCGCGCGGACGCCAGUUAAGAAGUUAAGAAGGGAAACGGAAGAGAUUCAGAAGGGCGAACAGCAUUCCUGGGGAGGAUCCCCUCCCCGCACCUAGCUCACCAAUCACCAGUCGAACCGGAACCCCGUUCACCUCCUAGUUCCCCAAACGCUAUCCCACUCAUUUGCACCUAGGCAAGUUUUAUUUAUGAUAAUGAUAUUUUGAUUUCCUAGUUUUAUGGCCCUUUCUCAAAGGAAACACCGCGCACGAGAGUCGAAAUUUAAGUUUAGAGUUGUUGUUCCGACGAGUUAAAGAAACAAAUUACAAAAAAUUGCAAAAAAAUCUUAAAAUAAAAAGUUUAAAAAUCAAA
Drosophila ficusphila is the source of this 3403-nucleotide messenger RNA. Its product is annotated as neurofilament heavy polypeptide. The transcript has 3 exons. Lineage: Eukaryota; Metazoa; Arthropoda; Insecta; Diptera; Drosophilidae. Gene Ontology annotation, molecular function: chitin binding. The record is from RefSeq and is a predicted model, not a curated record. Bases 249 to 3074 code for a protein of 941 amino acids. Gene Ontology annotation, cellular component: extracellular region.